Pseudophryne corroboree (corroboree frog) is the source of this 6357-nucleotide messenger RNA. RefSeq lists its product as uncharacterized. The record is from RefSeq and is a predicted model, not a curated record. Gene Ontology annotation, biological process: protein targeting to membrane. Gene Ontology annotation, cellular component: nascent polypeptide-associated complex; cytoplasm. The transcript is spliced from 9 exons. NCBI's taxonomy places the organism in Eukaryota, Metazoa, Chordata, Amphibia, Anura, Myobatrachidae. Bases 175 to 6195 code for a protein of 2006 amino acids.
GCUCAGUGCGCAGCCUCCAGCCUCCUCUCAGUGUUCUCCUGUCAGCAGCAGGGAUGCAGACGCAUCCUCAGGACCCAGCUCCAUAAAAGCUCCAUUCAGUUAUCCACCCUCCCCCUUACCUCUAUCCCUGGAGUGCGCGUCCUGACACCGGGAUUUACAAAAGGAGCAGGGAAGAUGCCGGUGGAAGCCACACAGGAGGAGAUGGCUGCGCAGAAAGAUGCCAGGACCUUGCAGGCUGCAGGAGGUUCAUCACCCAUAGCUUCCACAGCAUCCACCCCAAGUAGUGACUCUGCCACCCCCAAGUGUUUAAGCCCUUCAGAGGAACCUCUGCUGGCGAGCCCAUCAUGUGCCACCAACAACGAGCUUGAAUCUUCAUAUCUAGAUUCCAAAGAAGGAGACAGACCUCAGCCAGAAGGGGCAAGCAGUGAGGCGUCGGCUGGGGGCACCACCGGCAUCCUGCACCUGGACUGCAUGGCGCCGGACGAAUCACCUGUAGCUCCAAAGGAGGAGGAGACAGAAGAAGCCAUAGAACGGUCUCCUUCUGAGGUUCUAAACCACGACACGCUAGAUACAAGAAUCGUAAUGGGGGAAGAAACGUCUUGUAGCCCUGAGGAAAUAGAAAUUGUAAGCAGGGUGGGCACCAUGGCUCCUGAGAAUCAGGUUAUUCCUGAGGAAACAGAUGAAGCAGCAAUGCACUUACAUCACCCUAAAGCUGAAACGUCUGUGGGGAAUUCAGGACGGGACACUGAGGAAGUCAAUGAGUCUUCUGAUGAUUUGCACUUUGAGUACAAAGAGACCAGCAGAAAGUAUGCUUUGAAAGAUGGCCUAUUUUCUCAGGGUGAAUACGUAGCUGAUGUGCCUUCAUUUGUCAAACCCACCAAAGAGUCACCCUACAGCUCCACCGAAGGGGAUGUCCCAUCAUUACACUCCAGGCCUGCAGACUCUGACCUGUACACCACUGCUCCAUCCACACCCGUGAAAAGCAUCUACACCCCGUUUAGACAGCAUUCCUUCUCAAAAACUGUUCUGAACGAUGAGCAGUACGACACUGAAAAUGACAAUAUGUCUUCUCCUCCCACAUCACCUUCAGGGUCUUACAUCACUGCAGAAGGGGGUAGCUGGACCUCCUCAGUCACCUCUAGUGGCUCUCCCUCCUGUUCUCCAAACUUGAUGGCUGAGGUGGACACAGUUGAAUCUCCUAUUCCUUAUCAAGACCACAUGACACCUCAUGGGGAAGGUCUUUGUGAAGACCCCUGUUGCAUGUCCCCUGACAUGUUAGAUGAAGACCUUCCAGAACUAUAUGAUGGAGACCUAGACCCUGAAGACUUCUCUCCCGACAAUGUGGAGCUCUUAGAUGGGUACCCUAGUGAUAUACAGUCCAGUGUCGAGGAUGAGGAUGAAUGGGAAACUGACUUUUCACCAUCCUUUACUAGCAUUCCUUUGUGUCCUGAAUAUAUUAAUACUGCUGCCUCCAUUGUUCAAGAAAUAGAGGAGGCCCAGCAAGCAUCUCAGGCUAGCUGUUCUACUGAUAUCGAUAGCACCCUACAGUCAUCAAGCUCAACUGAAACAUAUUCAGAAUUACCAAGAGCCAGCAUGCCAAGCACUGAAAAUGACCUCAUGAUUCCUGCUUUCAUGCUGCCAUUCCAAGGAAGUCUGGUUUUUGAAGCAGAGUCCAUGGAGAUCACAUUGUUCCCCCAAGGAGAAUCAGCUGAAAGUGAGGUGGUUAUUGGGGAAAAAGAAGAAGAUGGUGGCUGUGACGAUGAUAAUGAUGAUGACGAUAGUACCUCCGCCUCAUAUCUCCAUUCACUGUCUGAGACUUCCAUCAAUGAAGGGGUUGACGAGUCCUUCGCUUACCAAGACGACACAUCAGAAUCCUCAGACUCAGCCUCUUAUAAUGGAGACGAGGAUGUCAAGCGGUACGUCACAGAGGAGUAUGCUGUAACUACUGAUACUGCUCCCAGCACCACAGAGGCCCCUGGCGCAGCUCAACAUGACACCUCUAAUUCCGGAUGUGAGAGUGAGAUGGAAACAUCAUCAGACAUGUCUGACACUGAUGACGAAGGCGCAGCAUUCUCAGCUCUUAGCGUAAAUGGUGCAGGUGUGGUUGGACAUGAUAGUCCAUUUCUAGAGGGAAGUGACAACCUCAAUGAAGCUUCUGCUGCAAAUGAAGAGAAAGAAUUAAGUAGUCAGGAAGAACAUGAUGAAAGGGUUGCAUUAUCCCCUGCAGCAGAAGGUCUUUCAAUUCCUGAGUCUAAAGAGACUUGUAUCACUCAAGGCAGUUCAAGUGAGCUAGAAGACUCUACUGCCAGUAAUGCGCCCCAUGAAAUGUACAGAGAAGACCUAAGAAGCAGUUUAGUAUUAGCAUCAGACUCUGAAACUGGGGCUAAUUCCUUGAAACCAGAAUUAUCCCAGAUAUUAGAAGAAAGAGCAAUGAGGCUGUGGUCUGAUAGUGUAGCAGAACAGCCAUCAUCGUUGUCAUCAUCAUCAUCAUCAUCAUCAUCAUCAGAUAUGGACCAUAUCCUUGCAGCAGGGAUCAGCAAUGUUGGCGAGUGUUUAAUUGCUUGCUUUGAUACUGACGAGGAGCUGGAUACUCUGUCACCUCUAAGCUCCAUGGGGCAAAGCCAACAAGAUGAACACAAAGAGCGUUAUGUAAGCGGAAGGCAGUCCUCCAUGGCAGUGCAGCUGGCUGAGGAUGUUAAUUAUUUCACAGCUCAGUGUCCGGAUGAUGAAGAUGCAGAAAGGCCAACAUUGCAGAGGGACACAGAUGCCCUCAAAGUCUCAGAAGAAAUCACAGGACAUUCAACGUUUACUUUAGAAGUGGAGGAACAAUACAAUGAGGAAUCACAAGCUUUGGAAAGACAAAAAGAAGAGGAAGCACCAGAAUCUGGGUCACAGCAUAGAAGAAUGGACACCCAUGUAGAGGAGAAACCUGAGGAAGAGUGCCUAUUUGUAUGUUAUGAUUCUGAUGAGGAUCCAGCAGAUGUGGUACCACUGGACCGCCCGUCACUCCUGGCUCAGAUACAUAAACAACAAGAGGAAGCGGCUAAUCACGUCACACAUCAGUCACCGUGUCCAACAGACACAACACAUGCAGCAUUGCAGGAAGAUACACAACUAGAGAAAGUGAAUGCACAUCUUGGAGGACGUAUGGUGCAAACAAGCUCUUCGGAAAAUAGGACUAUACUUAGAGAUUUAGAAAUUGAAAUUCUGGAUAAAAGACACAACAUAUGUCAGCGUUCAGGUAAAGCCGUUACUGGCGAUAAAGAACCAGAAACAUCCCUGAUUAAUGCAAACUUUAAAGAUAAUUCUAAUAAUUCCAUUACAAGUGAAAUCCCUUCAAAGGCAAAUCAAAAUAAUUAUCCACACAGCAUUGUCCCUGAUCGGACAGACUUCAACGUUCCCCAAAAUAAUAACUUAUCCAGCUGUAGUGAAUCAUGUGACAUCGCUCUGACAGCCCAGGUGCUACCGACACAGCCCAAAACCUCUCUACCACCACAUUUACCUUCAGAUAAACCCACAGAUCUCACAACCAAAUCCGUGAGAUCACAGAAGGGCAAUGUGCCCAUGGAACCAUCAGAGCACCUUCCAACGUUUAGUGUUUUUCAGGGUACAUUUAAAAAAUGCCCUUAUUUUUCAACGAGAGAAGAUCUGGAUGAGCACUCUCCAGGCCCCAGUGAUGCAGCUACUAUAGCUCAUGUGGAGAACAAGAUGCUUGAAACAAGUUGUGGGAAAAAAGUUUCCAAAAUCGAAGAGUCCACAGACAUAUGUGACCAUCCUGUGUAUAAGGAGCCACCAGAUCGGAAGAGUGUUCUUCAGGGCAACAAACAGCCCAACAAACGGGGAGGUAGCCAACAGUCUGCUGGUAGUAGUCUUGUUAACUUACGGCAGGAAAAAACCUCAAACGCGGAACUGAAGAGCAGUGAUAUGGGAAAUAGUCAACCAAGGAUGGGCCCAGUUGGUAAAUCCCCCAAUAUUUCACAACUGGCAAAUAAAUUGGAACUUGAACGAGACACUGCAGGUGAAAAUGUCACGUUAGAAAACAGGUUGCCAUCCUUCCAUAAUCAAGUCCCAGGUAUUUCAGAUGAUAUAAAGAACGCAGAUGGUGGAGGCAGCACCCCUAGCCAGCAGAUCAAUCCUUGUUCUUCACUUCCUCCAAAUGUUCUCUUCGCUGAGAAGUCAGCAGGAAAAUAUAUUUCGGGAAAGCCUGGCCCCAUAAAAAACAAAUCUACAGAUACCAAAAAGUGUGUUGCUAUGGGAAAGUUAGAUAACCUUGAAUCACGUAUACAUUCUAAAGACCACAGAGAUAAUAGUACAAAUAUCCACAUCACUGCAGACUCAGAGACUGAUCAUGCUGUGUCCUUGAAUAAUAAAGCCAGGCUAUUAAUAGAUGCAAACCAGAAACUGAAGGACACACUUUCCAUAUUCGAAGCAUCACAACAUCCAUCGGGGGAUACGUGUAAAGAGCAUAGAUCUGGUGACACCACAAGGCAAGCUACUUCCACAACACGAAUGGACAAAGUAGAGACAUCCAGUGACUUCCAAGAGAUGUCCAUGCUGCUACAAGGUUCGUUUGGCAAGCUGGAGGCAUUGGAUCUUAGCGUUCGGCUGAGUUCCACAGAAACCAGUGCUUCCACCCCCUCAAGUAAAACUACCAAGGUCAUCAAGAAUGAUGGCGCUGAGGGUCUAUCACAAAACAAGCAGAUUACGGCGAUAUCGGCAACGACCCAGGCACAGAAGGCCGGAAACGUCUGUGAUUCGGCAAAGCAGCAGGUUGUUCGAGUAAGCCAUGCAAAUCCUGAAGCCUCAACAAAAACUCUGAAAGAGAUGGAAUCCACAUUGGAAUUCAGCGUAAAGAAGGAGGAUAGUAUUUCUUCUAAAGACAAUCAGACCCCUGAGAACAAUGGCGACGGUGAAGGGAGGGUGGGGGAUCGCGUUGGCCUUGAAUUACAGAAGGUAUCUGAUCAGUCGCCACAUGAUAGAAGGCAAGGUGAGGUGCACAGCGAUAACAGGAAACGGGACAGAUGUGUAAAUAGUAGGUUUAGUGAGGAGCUGAGGACCUCUCACCUCACCACCAAGAACCUGGCAGAUGAACAGAAGGGCCGAUAUAAUAACCGGACUCAGCCGUCGGAUGCUGAGCAUCAGUUAUCUCUGCAUGUUGCCCCCCAGACUGAAACUGCACUAAGCCCUCCCAAUUAUGCAUUAGAAACAACCCUAUGCUCUGCUGUAAGUAAAGUGCCUCCUGUGAAAUCUUUCUACCCAGUGCCUGGUGGGAGCCCUCAGGACCAAAGAGUGGUCACACCUCUGGCUGCUCCUGAAACCCUGCUUACCAAAAAGCUUCCAUCAGCUGUUCCUGAAAGUAGCUCCACACCCCCUGCUCUGUGCCCAGAGACCACUCUCUCCAGCCGGUGCCCAAGAGCCCAGGGACAGACGGGGAAGAGAAUCCAGCUGGUCUGCCCCCCAUCUGAGCCCAGCUCAUCUAGUGACAGUGAGCUGACCUCCAGGGGCCCGGAGAUGCAGCUUCUGACUGAGUCCUCAGCCGUCUCCCUGCCGGGCAUCACCAAACCUCUCUUGAGGCAGCGAGGCUGCGAGGCACUGAGUCACCGAGGCUCCUGCAACGACACGGAGAGCAAUGAUGAGUCUCUGCCUGAGCUGGAGGAGCCGGACCUGGUGGAGCCGCGGACAACGCCCAGCCAGAACCAGCUGGCUCACUGCGUAGCCUCCGGGGAGGAAUGCAUCAGCAAGGCCAAGCAGAGCCGCAGCGAGAAGAAGGCCAGGAAGGCUAUGUCCAAACUGGGUCUCCGGCAGAUCCACGGCGUCACCAGGAUCACCAUCCGCAAAUCCAAAAACAUCUUAUUUGUGAUAACCAAGCCGGACGUCUUCAAGAGCCCCGCCUCCGACAUCUACAUUGUGUUCGGAGAGGCCAAGAUUGAAGACCUCUCACAGCAAGUUCACAAAGCAGCUGCCGAGAAGUUCAAGGUGCCGAUGGAACAUUCCCCACUUAUCACCGAGACUGCUCCCACCCUGACCAUCAAAGAGGAGAGUGAGGAUGAGGAGGAGGUGGAUGAGGCUGGGUUGGAGGUGCGGGAUAUUGAGCUGGUGAUGGCUCAGGCCAAUGUAUCCCGAGUGAAGGCAGUGCGGGCACUCAGGCACAACAACAAUGACAUUGUCAACGCCAUUAUGGAAUUAACAAUGUAGCUGCUGGUAUGGUGGCUAGCCCGGAUCCUCCAGUCGCCUCCUAUUGAUCACACUGUAGAGAUGCACAGCUACUCAUUACUUACCGCUCUCUCUUAGACCUGCAUAUACUCCUACUACGAUGCAACAAUGAUGCUGCUCAAUAAACCUUGCCUCUUACAUCCA